Messenger RNA from Argentina anserina (silverweed cinquefoil), 1782 nucleotides. Its product is annotated as serine/threonine-protein phosphatase 7-like. NCBI's taxonomy places the organism in Eukaryota, Viridiplantae, Streptophyta, Magnoliopsida, Rosales, Rosaceae. The transcript has 4 exons. The record is from RefSeq and is a predicted model, not a curated record. The coding region runs from base 1263 to 1523 and encodes 86 amino acids.
AAUGGUCGGGUUAUGUUCCAAGCUCUAAGACAGCCGCUCUUACGGAGUUCCGACUUCCGACGACGGAAAGAGGAGGCUGGGUUUGCUAGUCGUCUUCGAUCAGAUGUGCAGAAGCUAUGAGUACUGAAGAAGCACCUGGAUCUGUUGAUGCGGACAGUGGUAGUGGAUUUGCUGAUACUGCAACCAAGGUGAUUGAUGAUAGAGCACCCUUGUGGAAAUAUGUGGAGAAGCAGGAGAAGAAGGGAGGAUAUUACAAAUGGAAAUGUAAUUUCUGCCAUACGGUCUUCAACAGCUCGUACACUAAAGUACGUAUUCAUUUGUUGAAAGAAAAUUCAACGGAGAUUCGAAACUGCGCCAAGGUUACUGAUGAUGCUUAUAAUGAGAUGUCUAGAUUGGUGCAAGAGUGCAAAGAUAGGUUAGAUUCUAGAAAAGUUCAUAUAAAACCAUCAUCAAGAUGCACUCGAGGGACUUCAUCCAGUAGGAGCAGUGAAGUUGUUGAUUACUUGCUACAGAAGCAGAAGUUGACUGAGAAGAUUGAAGGGGUACUACGGCGAGCUGAUGCAGAUAUGCAGUGGUGGAAAUUGGGUUGUGAGGAACAUAAUGUGCUGAUGAACGAAAUGAAGAAGUUGGAGAAUGAAAAAAAGGACUUAGAGGAAGUUAUACGGCAACAGAAUAUAUUGAUACAACAAUUGGACAAGGACAUAUCUGAUUAUCAGCAGGGAAAGGGGAAGAAAGAGGGUGGGAGAGAGGACGGUGAGUGUGUUGGAAAAUAGAAGCACAUGAUAUGACCUCCUCUCCCUGCAGGGUACCGAGGACUUGAGGAGAGGUUAGAAACAAAGGGGAUUACAUUGAUCAUCCUGUAUGCCAUAGCUUUUAACAAAAACUCUAAUGUCUUGUGUCAAAAUUUCUGAUCAUAGGCAAUGAAAGUUGAGUUGUUGUUUUCAAAAUGUAUGUUAAGGUGGGAAAUGUGUUGAUUUUUACCUGUAGAUUUUCUGGUUUGUAUUUAGUCAUGUUCACUUUAGAUCUUGCUAUUUGAUACUGCAAUGUGACUCCCAAUCAAGGCAUGAUUGAGGGUAUACUGCAUCGAUAGGGAAUAUUCUUUAAGUUUCUCAUAUUCUACACUAAUGAUUUCUUUAUGUUGCUCAUGUAUCAGUAAAAUGCAACACUGAAAUUGUGGUUAUUCUACCUUGUUAAAACUUCAGUUGAUUAUCAGAUCGCAUGAAGGCCCUGAUGCACGUGAGUAGAGGCCUGGUCUUGGAGGAAUGGAUAAAGGGUACACCAUAGAUCACGUCGUAGAGUCUGGGAAGCUCAUUAUUUUAUUUAGUGCGCCAGAUUAUCCACAAUUUCAGGGUACUGAGGAGAGGUAUAGAAAUAAAGAGGCUUACAUUAAUUUUGAUCAUCCUGAAUUUCAUAGUUUUGAAGCAGUUACUCCAAGACCACAGGUAAAAGCAUACUAUGAUAAUGAAAAUGCAAUUGAUUCUGAUGAGGAGUUGGACUGGGCAUCAAUGGCAACCAGUCCUUGAUGAUCCCUCCAUCAGCUGGUGUUCAUCACAAUAUGUAAAUUCGGUUGGAACUUCUCAUUUAAUUACCGUCGUGUUUGGAUCUCACUAGGCUAUACACCAAGACUAAAGGCGGGGGGUUUCUUGGUUUUAUUGUGCGAAUCUCUUUCUUUGUGAUUUUUUUUUCUGAUCUUAGGAUAUACAAAAGCCUUUCUAGUAAUUGGUAGUGUAACACAAUUCAUACAUGUGUUUGGAAACUGUUAUUAUUUCUGAAAUAAAUAUU